UUGAUCCAGCCAAUCAGAGAAAGGCUCAAUUGCCAAGAAGUUCAUACAAGUCAGAACAAUUAAUCAUUACCAUCAAAUCAGAAUCUGCCACAUCAUUCCUUCACAAAAAAGAUUUUCCUUUCUUUUCCUUGAACCCAAACAGAAAAUAAAGAAAAUUCUUCAACUUUGCUUCUUUAUUUCGCCUAAUUCCCAUCAAACUCAACCAAGAUCAUAAAUUUGAUCAAAUCCCAAAAUGGGAAAUGCCUUAAGAUUCUUAAUUGGGAAUUGUUGUAAACCUUCCACAACUGAGAACUCUGAUUCUUUGGGACCUCAUGGUGUUUCUGCUGCCACAGUUGGUGUCUCAGCUUUAGCUCAAGAUUUGUAUCACUUUGAAAUCAACUCUCUGGUUCCUGAAGGACUUGGUAAACAUGUAGUGUCUUCCAAGAAGGCUCAGGCAAAUUGGUAUAGAAAGCUAUCAGAGGCAUGGAGAGAAGCGAAACCACCACCAAGAACAUCAGAGGAAGCUUCUAGGCUUAUAAUUCUGACCCUAAAGAGACAUCAAAAGGCUGAUGUUGAGGGGUUAUUGGCAUUUUAUGGUCUUCCACUUCCUCAUACUCUUGUUGAACUUUCUGCUGGUGUCCCUACAUCAUUGCCUGCUGGGGUGAAGUUUGAGUUGCUGACAUUGCCAGUUGAUCCAAAAGCUGUGCCUGAUGGAGAUACUAUAUCUGUAUAUGUUAGCACAGCUGAGCCUAGGGAAUCAUCCUGUGUUCCAAGGGAGGUUCAAACGGCAGCUGUUCAAAGAUCGAAGGCACGCGCGGAGAGAAAUUACGAGAAGGCAGAUAAUCUUCACAAGAAGAUUACUGAUGCUGGAUACAGGGUAAUCUUAGUUCAAAAUGUGGAGGUUCUUGCUCGAAAGUAUCGAAUUCGGCUUAGGGGAAUCGAUGCACCAGAGAGUAAAAUGCCAUAUGGAAAAGAGGCACAGCAGGAGCUAGUUAAGCUUGUUCAAGGCAAGUGCCUGAGAGUUCUAGUCUAUACAGAAGAUCGAUAUGAACGAUGCGUUGGUGAUAUAUAUUGCAACGGCAUUUUUGUUCAGGAAGUGAUGCUAAAGAAAGGGCUUGCAUGGCAUUAUACCGCCUACGACCGGCGCACGGAACUGGCAUUGUGGGAGAAAGAAGCUCGAGCAAAACGUAUCGGCUUAUGGGCUUCAUCAAAUCCUGAGCAGCCAUGGGAAUGGAGAAAGGCCAAAAGAGAAGGAAGAGGAUGAUAACAUUCAAUGAGCAAAGCCAAUAAAUUGCUGACUAAGAUGCAAUUUCACGUGUAUAUUUAUUGUUUUUCAACUGAAAAUAUGUGAAUUCAAGUAAAUUUAUGUAACUCUUACCAUUAAAAAGAAAAUUGUAAAGAUUUGCUCUA
Mercurialis annua (annual mercury) is the source of this 1389-nucleotide messenger RNA. RefSeq names its product staphylococcal-like nuclease CAN2. The transcript has 9 exons. Lineage: Eukaryota; Viridiplantae; Streptophyta; Magnoliopsida; Malpighiales; Euphorbiaceae. Gene Ontology annotation, cellular component: cytoplasm. The record is from RefSeq and is a predicted model, not a curated record. The coding region runs from base 233 to 1243 and encodes 336 amino acids.